GAAUUAUCAUGAUACUCUUUCAACAUAUGCUAGUACAUGCGCCAUGGCUGUUGUUUUUCACCAGUUUGGAAAUACUAGCAGCAUUUGUGUAUGCUCAAGGUGAGAGUGAAAUAAAUUCUCCUUUCAUGGCCACAAAGUCCCGUUUAAGUUUAGGAUACAUAGGCAGAGGAUAUGAUAUAUACAAAGGAAAUCCAGCAAGCGAAAAUGGAGAGGUUGACCAAGGAUUUCGCCUUCCUGUCAUAGAUUUACCUUUCUCCACGUCCCGGUUCACCACUGAUGGAGAAUACCGAAUACCCGAUAACGUUGACGUAAUAUCUGAAACAAGUGCGUCAUUUGGAUCGUCCUAUCAUCAAUUGAUUACGGAAACAGAUUACCAGAGCAUGCUACAAGUAGAUGUUUCCGUCCACGCAGAAGGUAGCGGUUAUGGUUACACUGGAAGUUUCAGUGCCAGCGCUUCCUACCAGAAAACAGUAAAGGAGAUGUCUAAAGGAGAAGCAACUACUUUGGAUAUAAUUGGAAGAGCCAAUGUUUACAAAGCUAGAUUAGCGUCAACUGGAACAAUGUCAAAGCUGAGUGUCUUUUUGGAUAACAGUCUCAGAGCCUUGCCGAGUGAGAAUUGUGAAGAGAAUGCGAUACAACAGAUGUAUAUUAAUCUGGUCGAAGAGUUUGGAACACAUUAUACAACUGAAGUAGUCAUGGGAGCAAAGGCAACACAGGAACUUAGAUUUAAGAAUUCCGAUGUCGAUAGAUUCCAGUCUGUUGGUAUCUCGGCUAAGGUUGCAGCCGAACUAUCUACUCCUUAUGGUGUAAGUGGGGGAUUUAGUGUAGGAGUAGCAAGCAAUAAAGAAUUGAGAGAAAUGGUUCGAAAUACUGAAAAGGAGCAAAGAGAAUACUAUACCGGUGGACGUCCUCCUUCCGGUUUCGGUGAUGAUAGCACUGGAUCUACAGACAGUUUACGUGAAUGGGCGAAAUCUGCGGCGGACAAUCCAGCGCCUAUCAAAUAUAAAUUGUCUUCAAUCGACACGCUAAUUAAACCAGAAUACUUUAAAAAGACUAUACCUGGAUUGUACGAGAGACGGAAAUGUUUGCGCAAGGCUCUGUUUACUUACUGUACUAAAACAAUAUCAGCAAAUCAUUGUAGUCUUUUAUCAGAAUCAAGUUCGGACGGAAACGCAACUACUUUCAAGUUUGGUGAUUUUAUCAAAGUGACAAAUGGAAAUAGUUUUUUGGCUUUGUCCCAACAUUACGGAAUAUCACCAGGAAUGACAGUCAAACCUUUAACUACAGUGCCCGAAGUAACGAACUACGACGGAUUAUUCCAAAUUGUUCCACCAGAGGGUUUCAAUGCAUUUGGAAAUAACUUACAUUAUGGAGAACCUUACCUUCUGAAAACGUUAGAGGGCGAUAUGUUGUAUAUGGGUAAAGUGAUGAUUUUAAAUACAGAUAUGCCAUCUGACGCAAGACUACAGGAUGUGUUUACAGAUAAAGACGAACGAAGAAAUGUCAACAUCAGUCACAGUCAGAUCACUGACUUCUCAAUUUUUCUGAAGAAGGAGAAAGAUCUAGAUCUGUAUCCAGUGAAGUUUACAUUCCAUAGUACAGAUAAAACUAACCUACAAGGACAGCCUGUCAAGGUCAGCGACACGGGUUUUAUUCAUGUUUUAUCAUCAAUGCCAAGAAAAUCUUUCUGGGACCAUGGAAUUACACAGUUAAUGAGUGUAGAAAGCAUGGGUAAAUUAGGAGUCAAAGAAAUAGGACCAGGAGCACAUCAACCGAUUUCAACAGUUUGCAACGCAUUGAUAUAUCCAAGCUCAUCUGAUUUCACUGAUCGAUACGAUUUUUCUGAUUAUAUCGUUAUUUCUUUUGAUGUCAACGUCAUGGUCAAUUAUAAAAUGAGGCAUUCACAGAUAUCUAAUCUUAAAAGAACCGUAAUGGACAAUACACUUAAUCUUACUUUGCCAUCUGCGAUGUACACUACGGCUAUCAAAAUAUCUUCAAUUCAUAUUGAUACCAACACAAAUAUAACUCAAAUUAUAAAAAUGGUAGCAGUAGUUGGUUGUACCCGCGCAGUUGUAGACACAAACACUGGUAUAAUUAAAACCAUCAACCAAGAAUGGAAGCUUAAACUGAGCGAGAAUCAAAUACAGACAUCUCCAUAUCUCAAGGUCAUUCCAAAGUCGAAAAACACAAAUAUAAAUCGUGAAGAAUUAUUUAACCUCUUAGAAAAACCCGUGUCCGGUUCAUUUUCCUUAACGACUCCUUUAGCAAAAAGUCAAACCGACUGUAAUUUUACUGCUGAAGCUUUACAUAAUACUCAAGAACAAACCAGCUUGGUAGCAGAACUUAAAUUUGAAAAUGUAAAACUUACCAGAAAAUCUGACAAUAGUGGAGAAGCUGUCGUUAUUUCGAUGGACUUGACAGGCCUCAACCGAAUUGAAUAUAACCGAGGGUACAUGUCGUUAAACGACGCAGUUAAGGAAGCAAUCAAAAGCAUGACUUGUACAACUAAUAAUGAUCCAAAGGAAUCAUCACAAAGCCAACUAUCCCAAGGAACCAGUUCCACAUCUGCAUCUUCCACUGGCAUCAUUGCUGGUUUUUCUAUUGUCGGUUUAUUACUUAUUGCUGUCUUGUUGUUUUUAAUUUGCAAGACAUACAAAGAAUCAAGCAGCAAGAAAGAAAUCAAAGGACAAUUCAGAGCACCGACAAAUGUCAACAAAGGCUACAACGAGUAUACCGUGGAAGAUACUGGGAAUUAGCUCUUGAUUAGAAUGAAAAUAUAUUGACAGGCGAAAAACAUUUUAAUAUAUUACUUUUUAGAUCACCUGGCCCAAAGGGCCAAGUGAGUUUUUUUCAUCAUUUGGCGUCCGUCGUCCGUCGUUUUCGUCGUCCUUCGUCGUUAACUGUUACAAAAAUAUGCUCCUCUGAAACAACUGGCCCAAAUUUAACUAAACUUGGCCACAAUCAUCAUUGGGGUAUUUAGUUUGAAAAAUGUGUUCGAUGACCCGGCCACCCAACCAAGAUGGUCGCCAUGGCUAAAAAUAGAACAGAGUGAUAAAAUGUAGAUUUUUGCUUAUACCUCUGAAACCAAAGCAUUUACAGCAAAUCUGACGUUAGGUAAAAUGUU
This is a messenger RNA of Mytilus trossulus (common blue mussel), 3124 nucleotides long. RefSeq lists its product as uncharacterized. The coding region runs from base 9 to 2756 and encodes 915 amino acids. The transcript has 15 exons. Lineage: Eukaryota; Metazoa; Mollusca; Bivalvia; Mytilida; Mytilidae. The record is from RefSeq and is a predicted model, not a curated record.